AUGGAUGCUCCUUUUGAUGGGGUCGUUGCUACUCAAGCUAUCCGUGCAAAGGGGCCCACUGAAAAGCAACUCUUUGGUUAUAAUCAACAAACAUUAUUAUCUGCCAUCAAUCAAGUUUUUGAUUACAUUAUUGAUGAGUUUCCUCAACCAUUCGUAAUGAUCCAGAUUGCCCGAGGAAGAUCCUCAGCAGAUACACUGCAAGACAUUCAUCAUAUCGUAGAUAAAUUAACUGAUUCUGGUGGUAAAUAUGAAAUCAAAACAGGUUAUCGAUCGUCCGAUUAUUUCAAGAUUCCAAAAGAUUCUGAACAAGAAUUUGUGUUUGUGAAUAUCGGCAUGUUUGCUCGAUUAACCAAUGUCCAUCAAAUGCUACGCGGAACAGCUUGUAAUCCAAUCCCAACGAUCGAUUUAGAUAUGAAUGACGAACAAAGAUUAAUAAUCUUCAACAAAAGAAAUCAUGAUGAUGCCAAAAAUAUUUUGAAUCAUUUUUCCUCCCAAUUCCAAAAUAUUAUAUUGUUCGGAAUGACUGACCAAAUGCCGUUUGUCACACCGGAUCAGUGUCCUGCUAUUGAAAUGCAACGACUUAUUCAUUUGGUCCUCACAUCAUAAAUGUAUGCCAAAGAUUUUUUCGUUAUCUUAAAUGUUCAUUAAAUUAAUGAAUGUAGUUUCUUUGGUUGGGUUGUUGGGAGUGAAACGCCCUACGCCGUGAGGCAUCCCCUGCCGGUGUGUGUUUCGCACAGGGAACAAUGCAAUGCCUGUGUUUUUUUUGAAUUCUCGCUAAUUCACCAACCAAAUUGUCGUGGCGAUUCUUUCAAGUUUCGCCAUCGAAUUGAUGUUGUGAAUCUGAACCUCUUAUUCACACUGUUUUCCAC
Messenger RNA from Rotaria sp. Silwood1, 869 nucleotides. The record is from the annotation of a GenBank genome assembly. NCBI's taxonomy places the organism in Eukaryota, Metazoa, Rotifera, Eurotatoria, Philodinida, Philodinidae.